This is a messenger RNA of Mytilus trossulus (common blue mussel), 1659 nucleotides long. Its product is annotated as cytochrome P450 2K3-like. The record is from RefSeq and is a predicted model, not a curated record. The coding region runs from base 117 to 1571 and encodes 484 amino acids. Gene Ontology annotation, biological process: xenobiotic metabolic process. Gene Ontology annotation, cellular component: intracellular membrane-bounded organelle; cytoplasm. The transcript is spliced from 8 exons. Gene Ontology annotation, molecular function: oxidoreductase activity, acting on paired donors, with incorporation or reduction of molecular oxygen, reduced flavin or flavoprotein as one donor, and incorporation of one atom of oxygen; iron ion binding; heme binding. Lineage: Eukaryota; Metazoa; Mollusca; Bivalvia; Mytilida; Mytilidae.
UAUUGCAUAAGGUAAAAACAAGCAUGAUUGUUGUUAUAAGUUCACGAUAAUAUAGGCUUUAAUAAGAUAAAAUAUUAGGUAAUCACCGCAAGUAUAUUAUCUGUUUCUGUUUUGAAAUGGAUGUCGCAUAUGCAUAUUCCUAUUUUGAAGGAAUCGAUCUAACAGCUAUAUUUAUAUUUGUAAUAAUAUUUCUUGCAACAGUUUUGUGGAUGACAUGUCCAAAAUCGGAUAUUCCAGGACCACGAGCAUGGCCUAUUUUCGGAAAUAUUCUACUUGUUAGUCAGUUUAAUAGUACACCAAAGAGGGAAAAGUUUGUGGAGGAUAUGACGAGGAAGUAUGGACCAAUAUUUCGAAUGUUUCUAGGACCAUACCAAAUUGUUUUUGUACAGGGUCAUAAACAUUUGCUUGAUGUUCUUUUGAAACGAGGACGAGAAUUUAUGGACAGACCAACCUUAUCCCAGGAAUCAAAUUAUUGCAUCGUGAGCUGUGGAUGUGUCAUUUACCAAAGUCUGAUAACUGUGACCUUGAAUUUAACUUCUAUCCUCUAUGAUAAUAAAACUCAACUCAAUUUAUGUCCUGCUCAGAAAUUUGAUAUUUCAAAUCAAAGGAUUAUCAAGCUUGGUAGUGGAAUUGUGUUUGCUAAUGGAGAUGCCUGGAAGGGUAGGAGGCGUUUCGCAUUACAAGCAAUGCGAGACUUUGGUGUGGGAAAAUCAUCGCUAGAAGAACAUAUUUUAGAAGAAAUAGAGGAAGUCGCAGACGACCUGGAAAAAGGGAAAGGAGAGGAGAUAACCGAUUUGAGCAAAGUAAUGACAAAAGCUAGCUGCAAUGUUAUACAUAGUUUUAUAUUCGGAUAUAGAUACAAACAUGACAACGAAUUACUUCAAAAACUCAUCAAGGCAAUGGACAACAUCUUUUCAGGUCCCGGAACUUUAUCAGCGUCGGGAUUAUAUCCGCUUCUGAAUUUAUUUAUGAUAGACGAUCUUAAGUUGAGGGGCGAAGGAUUGUCUACUCUGAAAAGUUAUAUUGAACAACACAUAACCGAACAUAGAGAGUCAUUUGACUCGGAUAACAUUCGGGACUUGAUAGAUAUGUAUCUGGUCGCUGAAAAAGAAGAGAGUGAACACAAGUCUGUAAUGAAUCCGGCAGCAUUGUUAGCAUCAAUUAUAGAUUUGUUUGCUGCUGGAACUGACACAACUGCAACUACGCUUGAUUGGUCAUUCAAAUGGAUGAUUCAAUACCCGGAUGUACAAAAGAGGUGCCAAGAGGAAAUUACAAAGGUAGUAGGACCAGGUAGAAUGGUUCGAUUAUCUGAUAGACGGCAUUUGUCCUACACCGAGGCUACUUUGAUGGAAAUACAAAGACUGUCCAAUACAUUUUUAUUUUGUAUUACAGGCCCACGUAUCUGCCCUGGAGAAUCGUUAGCACGGUCAGAGUUGUUUCUCUUAUUUUCAAACCUUCUUCAUAGGUUUGAAUUCUCUAAGGUCGAUCCAGAUGAUAUUUUAUCAUUUGAAGGAAUAUCCACAGUAACAACGUCACCAUCGCCAUACCGACUUAAAGCUGAACUGAGAUAAAUCGACGUUAUGUGUGUACAUCCAACAUUUUAAACAAAACACUAUUUAAGAAUACAUAUACAAAUACUUAAUUUCAUGAUAUUUAAAC